Messenger RNA from Dendrobium catenatum, 1458 nucleotides. Its product is annotated as nodulation-signaling pathway 2 protein-like. The record is from RefSeq and is a predicted model, not a curated record. Lineage: Eukaryota; Viridiplantae; Streptophyta; Magnoliopsida; Asparagales; Orchidaceae. Gene Ontology annotation, molecular function: sequence-specific DNA binding; DNA-binding transcription factor activity. Gene Ontology annotation, cellular component: nucleus. Gene Ontology annotation, biological process: regulation of DNA-templated transcription. Bases 1 to 1458 code for a protein of 485 amino acids. The transcript has a single exon.
AUGGAUGUCGCCAUGGCGAACGCGGCUGAUCUCUACUACUCCGGCUAUAACGCCGCCGCAACAAGUAACGUUGGUUGGUUAAACUGGUCACCGGCCAUCGGAUGGCUAUCGAUUUCGCCGGAAGAAGACAUCCACGAUGAAAAGGAGGCGAUGGCAUGGCAGUACUCUGAUGAUUAUGCACUUGCCAGAAGUUCACCGGAGAUGCUCGAUCACUGGUCGUCGUCCAAUGUAAGCGAUAUGACUCUCUCAAGCGCGGAAGGCACACCGGCAGAGGAGCCUCUCCAGCUCUCCUCUGAUAAGGGGAUUAGAUUAAUCCACCUCUUGACGGCGGCGGCGGAAGCCCUCGCCGGCGAUCAGAAAAGCCAUGACCUUUCAAAGGUGAUAUUGGCUCGGCUCAAAGAGUUACUUCCUUCCCCUGCUUCAGGCUCCAGCAUGGAGCGCCUCGCCGGGCAUUUCGCCAAGGCCUUAAACUGUCUCCUCGUCGACGGCGAAGCAGAAGACAACUGUUCUGGAAUCGAAACCACCGCCAUCACGGCGGCGUCCCAACUGCUUCAGGACAUGUCGCCGUACGUCAACUUCGGGCACUUUACUGCCAACCAAGCUAUCGUCGAGGCUGUCGGCGGCGAGCGGCGAGUCCACAUCGUGGACUUUGAUAUAAUGGAGGGAGCGCAGUGGGCCCCGCUGUUGCAGGCAUUUAUGUCGAUGAAAAACGGUCCUCCGCCAUCGCAUGUGAAGAUUACGGCGGUGACAGCAGGGCGGAAGUCGGCGUCGACAGCGGUGCAGGAGACGGGGCGGAUGCUGGCAGCUUUUGCCGCAUCGAUCGGUUUGCCGUUUUCCUUCGCUCAAUGCCGGCUUGAUCGGGACGGAUGCUUCCGGCCCGCGGCACUGAAGGUACUGAGAGGAGAAGCGAUAGUCUUCAAUUGCGCGCUCCACGCGCCGCAUCACCAUCAUCACUCCCCUGCUUCCAUUCGCUCGUUCCUCGCCAGCGCAGCGGAGUUCGGAGCGAGGCUGGUGACGGUGGUGGAGGAGGAAGGCCGGGCCACCGCCGCUGUCGGAAAAGGAGGGUUUUUGGUCGGGUUUAUGGAAGAAUUGCAGCGCUAUUCAACUUUGUGGGAUGCGUUGGAGGCGGGGUUUCCGAAGCAGAGUAAGGCGAGGGAAAUGGUAGAGAAUCUAGUUUUUGGGCCGAGGAUAGCCGGAGCAGUUGAAGAAGCGUUUCGACGUCGGGAGGACGAGGUGACGGAAUGUUGGUCGGAGUGGAUGGCUGCGACUGACUUUCAAAAGGUGUCGCUUAGUUUCUUCAACCAGUGGCAGGCGAAGCUUCUGCUUGGUUUAUUCAAUGAGGGGUAUCGAGUCGAGGAGGAAGCACCGAAUAAGCUCAUAUUGGGUUGGAAGUCUCGCCGCCUUGUCUCCGCCUCCGUGUGGUCUGCACGGCCCCCGCCGGCCGUCGCGGACGACUAA